Penicillium brasilianum is the source of this 2100-nucleotide messenger RNA. Lineage: Eukaryota; Fungi; Ascomycota; Eurotiomycetes; Eurotiales; Aspergillaceae. The record is from the annotation of a GenBank genome assembly.
CCUUGAUCGUCCUCCACCUACGCCAAUCUGUGCCCCUGUCGCAGUCGCCCUCCUUCGAUCUUACAUUCAUUAUGCUGUAUAUUAUUCAUUCAUAGGCAUCUUUAAUACACCCGACCCACGACCCUCAUGUUCCUCCGCGCGCUACUCAGCCGCGUGUUUACGCUCCUCCUCCCGCUCACCCUCGCAGCCUCUGUCUACCUUUACCUCUACCCCGUCUUCAAUGGCUGCGGCUUUCCCCUGCCUCGAGUCCAAUCGGAAAGCGCCGGCAGCACCUCGAUCUUCUCCAGUCUGCAGCGGAAUGUCGUCGUCAAUACCUUCCUCCAACACCUCCGCACCCCGGACGCUGCGGCGGACAAUCAACCCGCCAUUUUUAGACUGCUAGUUCUCGCAGACCCGCAGCUUGAAGGCGACUCGUCGCUACCGUUGCCCGAAUGGAAGCUCGUUCCGCGCAUGCGCACGCACUGGCGCGCUGUCCGGGAAGCAGUGGCCGAGGCCUCGACGACGACGUCCCUCCCCAAGGCACUCCUGGACCAGAAUGUCAUCGACCAGAUUCAAUCUGGGCUGAAGACGUUCGCUACCGAGGAUAUACCCCGAUCCUUUCGUGCAACCCGCAAGCAGGUAGACCUGUUCGGUAACGACUACUAUCUCGCGCAUAUAUAUCGCACGAUGUUCUCGUGGACUCGACCGACGCAUACAACGGUGCUGGGAGAUCUUCUGGGCAGCCAGUGGAUUGGCGAUGAUGAGUUUUCGCGGCGCAGUACGCGAUACUGGACGCGGGUUUUCCGUGGGGCAGAGCGCGUCAACGACAACAUUACCUGGACCGGGGGCGUAGGCGGCAACCAAGGCCAUGCCAAGCAGCAAUUAGAGCCUCUGGGUUCAGAGGCAGACCCUGCUUGGCCGAGGCGCAUCAUCAAUGUCGCCGGGAAUCACGAUAUCGGGUACGCAGGCGACGUGAGCAAGGCGCGAAUGGAGCGUUUCGAGCGCGAGUUUGGCCGCGCCGACUGGGACAUUCGCUUCCAGCAUCCUCCACUUUCGCGCGGAGGUAAUGCAUCUGAUGGGUCAGUUGUCACGCCCACGUUGCACCUCAUCAAUUUGAAUACUCUUCUCUUCGAUACGCCUGCAUUGUCCGAGGACCUGCAGACCCGCAGCUAUUCGUACUUGAACGACUUGAUCAGUGAGCGUCUUUACUCAGUUGAGGACCGCUCAAGUUUCACUUUGCUGCUUACACACUUGCCGAUGCACAAGGAAGACGGAAUUUGCACCGAUGGUCCAUAUUUUACGUUCCAGGAUGAGGACGACAGCGAUGGACCGGAUGGCGUCCCUCGGUGGAAGGCUGGUGGUCUGAGAGAACAGAACCACCUCAGUGAUCAUAUCAGUGCUAGCGGGAUCUUGCAGGGGAUUUUCGGGUUGAGCGGCGACGAGAGCGCUGCUCAUGGGGGGUAUGGCCGGAACGGACUGAUCCUCACGGGCCAUGAUCACACCGGUUGCGAUGUCAUCCAUUACAUCAACCGGACUACCGAUGCACCAGGCGAGACAACCGGUGAACCCGAGGACCCUUCUCGAAGCCAAGGGUGGAAGUGGGCUGCCAAACGGUUCAACAAAUACAGACCGGAAAAGCCAACUACCCCCUCGAUCCGCGAGGUGACACUACGCGCUAUGAUGGGCGAAUUUGGAGGAAACGCCGGUCUGCUCUCCGCUUGGUUUGAUGCCAAUGUCGGCGAAUGGAAUUACGAAAUUACAAUGUGCCCGGCUGGUGUACAGCAUUUCUGGUGGGCUGUACAUGCGCUCAUCUUGGUGACCGGGACUGUUGGACUACUGGUAUUGAUUAUUCGGGCACUGGAGACUAAUGAGCUCGAGACGAGCAAGACAACGUGGUUGGGUACGUCGAAAUCAAACGGCAAGGAGCCCAUUGAGGAGGUCUCUGGGGGACGGACGCCGGGCAAGGCUCGUGAUGAAUUGAAGUGAUAAUAGAUAGAUAGAUAGAUUGGCUGAGAUGUCAUGUAUAUUUGCAUCUAGUGUACAGUACCAUUUGAAGAUGAUUUGAGGGUGCCAGAGCAGCCGGUGAACUUUGUAAACUAUCUAUAAACAAAUCAAACCCAG